CUUCAUGUCUUUGGAUGAACAUGAAGUUAGGGAACAAAGCAAGAUGCAAAAUAUAGCAUUAAACAAACCACACCUUCCUUUUUUGUCUAUACCUAUUAUUCUUUUUAUCCAUUUUUCUUCUUAAUCAAUUUUGUCACAUUCUUUCACUCUGCUCCAUACUCACCAUCUCUGGGGUAAAAACUUAGAGAAAAUGCCCAAGGAUUACAAUGGAUCACCAAAGCAUUAUAGUCAACUUGAAUCAAAGAGAAAUAGACUAACAUGGAUUUUAGGUGUAAGUGGGCUAUGUAUUUUAUCCUAUGUAAUGGGUGCAUGGAAAAAUACACCAACACCUAUUAACCAAUCUGAGGCAUACUCAAAAGUUGAUUGUAACAUUGGAUCAACUCAAUCAAACAAAGGUUCUUCCUCAAAUUUAGAUUUUGCAAGUCAUCAUUCACUUGAGAUAAACAAUCAAGGAGGGUUACAAGAAUUUCCACCAUGUGACAUGACAUAUAGUGAAUACACACCAUGUCAAGAUCCAGCUAGAGGUAGAAAAUUUGAUAGAAACAUGUUGAAAUAUAGGGAGAGACACUGUCCUACAAAAGAAGAGCUUUUGUUUUGUCUUGUACCUGCUCCACCUAAGUAUAAGACACCUUUUAAAUGGCCACAAAGUAGAGAUUAUGCUUGGUAUGAUAAUAUUCCACACAAGGAACUUAGUAUUGAAAAAGCUAUUCAAAAUUGGAUUCAAGUUGAAGGUGAUAGAUUUAGAUUCCCUGGUGGUGGUACUAUGUUUCCUCGUGGAGCUGAUGCUUAUAUUGAUGAUAUUAAUGAGCUUAUUCCUCUUACUAGUGGUAAUAUCAGAACUGCAAUUGAUACAGGCUGUGGUGUAGCAAGUUGGGGUGCUUAUCUUUUGAAAAGGGACAUCAUAGCAAUGUCAUUUGCACCAAGAGAUACACAUGAAGCUCAGGUUCAAUUUGCAUUGGAGAGAGGUGUUCCUGCUAUGAUUGGCAUCAUGGCUUCACAGAGGCUUCCUUAUCCAGCUAGAGCAUUUGAUAUGGCUCAUUGUUCUCGCUGCCUCAUACCAUGGAACAAAUAUGAUGGAAUGUAUUUGAUUGAAGUGGAUAGAGUUCUAAGGCCAGGUGGCUAUUGGAUUCUAUCUGGCCCACCAAUUAGAUGGAAGAAAUACUGGAGGGGUUGGGAAAGGACACAAGAGGAUUUGAAGCAAGAGCAAGAUUCAAUUGAGGAAGUUGCCAAAAGCAUAUGUUGGAAGAAAGUUGUUGAAAAAGAUGACCUUUCCAUUUGGCAAAAGCCUAAAAAUCACAUUGAAUGUGCACAAACUAAACAAGUUUAUAAAACACCACACAUUUGCCAGUCUGAUAAUCCUGACAUGGCUUGGUACCAAAAUAUGGAAAAGUGCAUAACACCAUUACCAGAAGUUGGCAGCUCAAGCAAAGUAGCUGGAGGGGAACUAGAAAAAUGGCCAAAACGUGCAUUUACAGUGCCUCCAAGAAUUAGUAGUGGUUCAAUACCAAACAUCAAUGCAGAGAAAUUUCAAAAGGAUAAUGAAUUAUGGAAGGAUAGGAUGGCACAUUACAAGCAUAUUACACCUAUUGGUCAAGGAAGAUAUAGAAACAUUAUUGAUAUGAAUGCUUAUCUUGGUGGAUUUGCAGCAGCCUUAUUGAAAUAUCCAGUUUGGGUUAUGAAUGUUGUUCCUUCAAAUUCAGCUCAUGACACUUUAGGUGCUAUUUAUGAACGAGGUUUCAUUGGUACUUAUCAUGAUUGGUGUGAAGCUUUCUCAACUUAUCCAAGAACAUAUGAUCUCAUUCAUGCAGGUGGUGUUUUUGGCAUGUAUCAAGAUAGGUGCAACAUUACUGUUAUACUAUUGGAGAUGGACAGAAUCUUGAGGCCAGAAGGUACUGUGGUAUUCAGAGAAGGAGUAGAGCUUCUCACAAAGAUUAAAAGCGUUACUGAUGCAAUGAAAUGGAAGAGCAACAUAAUGGAUCAUGAAAAUGGACCCUUUAACCCAGAAAAGAUUCUUGUUGCUGAAAAGACAUACUGGACUGGUGAAGCUAAAGAUAAUCAUAACUAGUAGAUAGGUUUUUUUUAUUUAUUGCAACUUUCUGUUUCUAUUAUAUAUUUUUUUCCCUCUUAGAGAUUAAUUUUUUCAGAUGUUUUGUUUCAUUGACUCUACAUUUCUAUCUUAUUGCCUAAUUUUGUAUUUUAAAGGCAUGGACUUCAUUGAUAAAUCGAAUCAAUGUUAAUUUUAUUACUCAGAUAAGAAGAUACCAUAAUUCUGUGAAACUGUUGAUUAUAAAUUAUACUUAAUUAGUCUGCAUCUAUUAAUAAAUUUAAUAUACUUUAGCUAUUGUGUAAAUUAUUAAAAAAAGAUAGAGAUGUUUAGAUUUAUAAUGCAAUGAUACAUUUAAAAUCUAUUAAUUAACCAACAUCGCCACAACAUUAAUCUUUGAUUGAAAAUACACUAGAUCUCGAAUUAAAAAAAAAAUGCAAUGUUACUAAAAGAAACUAAUGAAUAGAGCAGUUGUUCAAAUUAAUUGUUAUCUACAAAAAUGAAACCAAAUAUAAUCUGAGAAUGUAUGUAGAUUGGUAUCGGCAGUUGAACACCUUGAAGUUAUGCGAUGAUGUAAUCUAUCUGCAGGCAUGAAAUCAUAAAUACCAUAUAGCUUUUGUUGCUGAUAUUAAACAUAACACUACAUUUUCCCUGACAUUAUUGUGAACCAAUCACAACCCCUUUCAGCCUAAUAUAUGUUACCUUUAAUUAAGAAUUCAGAUUUUUCUUUUGUAAUUUUAGGCUGUGAUCAAAUUUUGAUGACUCAAAAAAAUUAUUUCACUAUCCGAAUUUUAAGUUCCGCAACGAUGAACCAACUCCGGGAGUAUGUCAAUCCCCGGCAGGAUAAUUGUAGUGCAACCCACUUUCAUACACAACAACAAAUUUCGACAAUGAUGUUAAAUCCAUCUUGCCCUCAGAAGCUAUACAUAACUGUAAUACAUGCAAGUAUAACAUACAUCAUCUCUUUACUAAUUCAAAA
This is a messenger RNA of Cicer arietinum (chickpea), 3023 nucleotides long. RefSeq names its product probable methyltransferase PMT18. Lineage: Eukaryota; Viridiplantae; Streptophyta; Magnoliopsida; Fabales; Fabaceae. Gene Ontology annotation, molecular function: methyltransferase activity. The record is from RefSeq and is a predicted model, not a curated record. Gene Ontology annotation, cellular component: cytoplasm; trans-Golgi network; endosome.